Molecule: messenger RNA, 273 nt
Organism: Venustampulla echinocandica
Lineage: Eukaryota; Fungi; Ascomycota; Leotiomycetes; Helotiales; Pleuroascaceae
Exons: 2
Coding region: 1-273 (90 amino acids)
Source: RefSeq, a predicted model, not a curated record
AUGCCAUCAUCAGGCGAAACCGGGGCAGGCGCCUACGUUAGAGGUGGUAUUGGCAAGAAGAACACGCCUACAAACAACAUCAACGGAGAUCACCCAGACCCUAACUCUCCAAAUACGGACACUGGUAAACUGGGCAAAACACCCUCCAGACGCUCGCCCAGCUUCAGCGGUCUUGUUGAUCAGAAGCGUAACAAGAAAGAUGAGGAGAUAAGGGCGGCUCAUAAUGACCAGAAAUUUCGACAGGGAAUGUUUGGAAGGAUGUGGAAUAAGUGA